Messenger RNA from Alosa sapidissima (American shad), 2367 nucleotides. RefSeq names its product enolase 4 (gene eno4). Lineage: Eukaryota; Metazoa; Chordata; Actinopteri; Clupeiformes; Clupeidae. Bases 127 to 1926 code for a protein of 599 amino acids. The record is from RefSeq and is a predicted model, not a curated record. Gene Ontology annotation, biological process: glycolytic process. The transcript is spliced from 13 exons. Gene Ontology annotation, cellular component: phosphopyruvate hydratase complex. Gene Ontology annotation, molecular function: phosphopyruvate hydratase activity; magnesium ion binding.
GCAACACAAAGUGGUUCAAUAACAGCGCUCUGCUCGGUGUUGCUAUUUAGGUAACUUUGUAGUCCAUUGAUGGUGUUUCAUUGUUUAAUGAAAUAAUCUAUUGCUACAUUGCGAUAUUAAGUUACCAUGUCUUUCAAAGGCAUAAGAGGUUGCAAUAGUAGAGUGUCGAAAGAGGAUCAAGAGUUCUACGACUUGAGACAGAGAGCAGCGGAAUAUUAUAGAGCAAACUCGGUUCCGCAGAAUAUUGAGGGUGUCUUGAAUCAGAUGUUCCUGGAAAAGCCUGAUGAUAUUUACGGUUAUCUGGCAAAUUACUUCUCACAACAUUCAGCAAAGGCCGUAAUAUGCAGAACGGAGGGGAAGGAAGUCUAUGACGGGAAUGGACAAAUCUCAGCCCAGGCAGACGUGUAUUGUAUAAUCAGAAAUGAAGAGAAGUGGGUGUCCAGUGGUGCCGUGCCCAGUCAUGGUGAGCUGGCAUCGGGCAGGACUGACCCGUCGGGGGUAGCAGAGGAAAGCUCUGCCCAGAGCCAUGCACUCGAGACCGCCCUGAGCUGGAUCAACCAGCCAAUCAGCACCAUGCUCCGGGGUCUCAACCCCAGCGACCAGACCACCAUCGACAAGAUACUGAGUGAUUUCUUCUUGGCUCGCUUCCUGGAGAACGAAGAUGAGAAGAGGAAGGAGAGUGAGGCCGAGGAGCAGAAGUCGGCCGAGAGCACCCCAGAGCCGGCCCCCCCACCCCCACCCCAGCCUCCCACCAAAGACAGGAAGGGGGCAGACAAAGCUCUUUUAAGGAAGAAGAGUGUGUGUAUGGAGCAGUGUCUGCCCCCAGCUGACCCCCCCGUGCCCGUGCUGCCGGGCUGCAACGCCGUGGGCGCCGUGUCUCUGGCCAUCGCCAAGGCGACCGCCCGCUUACAGCGCACGCCCCUCUACCAGCACAUACGGCUACUGAGGAGGGACCAGACAGCCGGUGACAUACACAUCCCGUUUCCCAUGGUGACGGUGUUAAGCUGUGGUAGGAUGUCUCCGGGCAAACUCCACCUCCUGGAGGAAGUCAUCGUUCUCCCUGCAGCUGGACAGAGAGUUAGAGAAAAGAUCGCCAUGGUCCUUGAUCUGCAGAAGGAAGUGAAGAGAAUCUUGAACAGCACUUCAAAAACAGGGACCCUGGUGUUUCCUGUGACCGAUGGCGGUGCGUUGCUGGUGGGCUUCGACCGUGUGGAGCAGCCACUGGACGUCCUGAUGGAGGCAUGCGCCAACCUGCAACUCACGCCAGGGACGGACGUCCACUUCGCCCUCAGCUGCGCUGCCCACACGCUCCUGGACUAUUCUAAGGGGAAGUAUGAGAUUGUAGCGGGCACCUUGAAGGCUCCAGGGGAGCUGAUUGAGGUGUAUGAGUCGCUGAUCAGCAGAUAUCCAGGCAUCUGUGCCCUCAUCGACCCCUUCAGGAAAGAGGACCUGGAACAGUGGGAUAAACUGAGCUGUGCCCUGAUUGGUCAGCCCUGCUGUCUGAUCGCUGAUGCUGCCUUCUGCUCCCCUCCUCGUCUCUAUGGUGACAAGAGGCUCCUCCCACCAGGGGUCGCGGGGGUUAUCCUGAAACACGUGAAUGAGACCACCAUCACUGAUCUCCUCUGCGCCACCUCAGAGGGCCGAGAUUCCACCACCAUUCUGGAGCAGUCUGGGACAGAGUGGUGUGAUGACUACUUCGUAGAUCUGGCUGUGGGUCUGGGCGUUAAGUUUGUGAAGCUGGGCGGCCUGAUGGGAGGAGUCCGUCUGGCGCGCUACAACCGCCUGAUGAUGCUGGAGGAGGAGCUGACCAGGCAGGGCAUUCUGGGUAAGCUGACCAGGCAGGGCAUUCUAGGUUCAAAUCAGCUGGAGUUGCCUUUGUUUGGAACCAGUGUAAGCCCUGGCUCUGAGUUACCCGAGACCGAGUGAGGAGGACUGGAGGACACACGGACACACACACACACACACGUACAAACACGCGCACACACACACACACGUACACACGCACGCACACACGUACCCGCACGCACGCACAUGCACACACACGUACCCACGCACACACACACGUGCGUACACGUACACACACAUACGCACACGUACAGUACGCACGCACGCACACACACAUGCGCAUGCACACGCGCACGCACGCACCCACACACACCACGUACGCACGCACACAGUUGUUCACUGCAAGAAGAUACAACAAAUAAUUACUAGAAGACACUUUUGUACAAUUUAAUUAUAUUUUGUGCAUUUACAUUUUUUCCACAAAAUCAGAAAAUGUGUCUGGCUCAUUGUUUUUGAUGAAAUUAAAUAAGAAAAGAAACAAAAGUUUUUGAUUACAUUUAUUUAACAUUAUAUCAAGUACAU